AUGGUGAAGGAGGCCAAACUUAAAAAUAUUAGAGCUCAAUUUGAAGGUCUGAAAAUGAAAGAGGAAGAGAAAAUAGUUGAUUAUCUACAAAGGAUAGAUGAAAUUGUCAAUGCAAUAAGAGGUCUUGGAGAAUACACUUUAGAUGAAGUCAUAGUAAAAAAGGUACUAAGAUCACUUACAUCUAAGUAUGACACUAAGGUCUCUUGUAUUGAAGAAGCUAAAGAUUUAAAGACUUUCUCCAUGGAUGAGCUAUUUGGUUCCUUAUCAACUUAUGAAAUGAGAACAGUGAGUGGUGAAACUUCAGAGAGAGAGGUUGCCUUCAAUACUACGAAGAAAGGGAAGGAGGUAGAUAAUAGUGCAAAAGAAGAUGACUCGGACACUAUUGAAGCUAACUUUGUCAGGAAGCUCAAGAAAGGCUCAGGGAAAUACAAAGGUAAACUUCAAUUCAAAUGUUUCAGUUGUGGUAAGAUUGGACAUUUUGCUACUAAAUGUCCCUAUGGAGAAAAGGGAGAUGAUGCAAAUCAAAAUGUGAAGAGCUAUGGUAAAGAAAAGGUGACAAAAUCUUUUAAACCAAGGAGAAGAAAUUUUAGAAGGGAGAGCAACCUUUGCACAAUUGAAAAUGAUGCCACUAAUGAAGAGAGUGUCUCUAAUGAGCGUUGUAGUGAGGAUGAAAGAGAAGUCAACCUGCUUAUGGUACGAGAGGAAUUGGAUAAAGAACAUAUGACAAGUGAUGAUGAAGAGGAAGUUGAAGCUGAGGUAGAUCUUGAAGGCGAACUUGUGAGUGUACUUGAAGAACUUAGAAAAGUGAGGAAAUAA
This is a messenger RNA of Cryptomeria japonica (Japanese cedar), 816 nucleotides long. RefSeq lists its product as uncharacterized. The transcript has a single exon. The record is from RefSeq and is a predicted model, not a curated record. Bases 1 to 816 code for a protein of 271 amino acids. Lineage: Eukaryota; Viridiplantae; Streptophyta; Pinopsida; Cupressales; Cupressaceae. Gene Ontology annotation, molecular function: nucleic acid binding; zinc ion binding.